This is a messenger RNA of Rhodotorula graminis WP1, 672 nucleotides long. RefSeq lists its product as uncharacterized. The record is from RefSeq and is a predicted model, not a curated record. Gene Ontology annotation, molecular function: protein heterodimerization activity; chromatin DNA binding. NCBI's taxonomy places the organism in Eukaryota, Fungi, Basidiomycota, Microbotryomycetes, Sporidiobolales, Sporidiobolaceae. Gene Ontology annotation, biological process: DNA damage response; heterochromatin formation; leading strand elongation. The coding region runs from base 1 to 672 and encodes 223 amino acids. Gene Ontology annotation, cellular component: epsilon DNA polymerase complex; CHRAC. The transcript has 5 exons.
AUGCCCCGCAAGAAGCCCGCGCCUGCCGCAGCCGACCUCGCUGCUGAAGAAGACGGCGGCAUCGAGGCGUUUGAGCUGCAGAAGAGCGUCGUCGCGCGCCUCGUCAAGAGCUCGCUCCCUCCCGAUGUCAAGCUCCAGAAGGAGGUGCCGCUCGCCAUGGUCAAGGGCUCGACCGUCUUCAUCGCGUACCUCGCCGCGCUAGCGCACGACACGGCGACCGAGAAGAACCACAAGACGAUCGCGGCGUCGCACGUGCUCGAGGCGAGCAAGCAGCUCGCGUGGGACGACGGCGGCGCGCUGCAGAAGAUGCUCAAGAAGGAGCUCGCCGCUUUCCGCGCCAACAACGAGGCCAAGAAGCAGGGUCGGGCGGUGCCCAAGGGCAAGAAGGCGGCCGCCGAGGGCAGCGACGCCGAGAACGACGACGACGGUGACGCCGUGCUCGCCGCUGCGGCAGGUGUCGGAGCUGUGCCCGAGGGGGACGAUGGCGAGGGAGCGGCGGCCGGAGCGGACGACGGCGCAGACGAGGCCGAGGGCAUCGAGCUGUACGUCGAGGAGGACGAGGGGGCGGUCGACGAGGAGAUGGACGAUGCGGGCUCGGAGGGCAUCGACGAGCCGGAACCGGGCGCAGGCGAGCGCGCGGCCGACGCCGACGAGGCCGAGUACAAGGAGUGA